AUGCCGAUAGCCAGUGAGAGCAGUACCGCGACUACCACCAUGACCACCUUCUCCGCCCCGGUCACCGUGCCCAUGUCGAUGCCAAACAAUCAAUCUGCGUUGGCGGCAUCCUUCACAAACUUUCUCACCGUGUCAAUUCACCAAAUCCUCUUUCUUCGUUCGGUCUAUCCGCGAGCAACAUUUUUACCGGUCCGGGCCUACAACUACCCUGUGCGACAAUCCCGUCACCCAAAGGUGUGUGACUACAUCAAUGAUGCGUCAAUUGCGGUCGGGACGGAGAUUUUGAAAGGCACUAUUACCGCUGUCAGUAUCAUCAUUUCAUCUCUCCGCACAAAUCAGCCCCUCGAACGAUAUGCCUUUGAUCUGUCGGGGUUCCCUCGUGUUUCCGCCGGAGAUGUCAACACAACAUUUGAAGACAGAAAAGAAGAUUCAUCCAAGCCAGGUGUCCCCGUUGCCGAUCGGGGUUCCGCUCCUAUAAGUGUCGACCUCGAAGCGCAGUUCCGUGCUUGCCUCGCGAGACUGGCCUCUGCUUGCGCCCGGUUGACCCCGUUGCCUCGAGAUGACGAGUUCAGCUUUACCGUCUGUAUCGAAGUUCGGGAGGAUGCAUUACCUCCGGCUGGUACCACAAAGGAAGAACAGACCUGGAUUGUUGCCGAACCCGGGAAGAUUCACCUGAGGUCGUGUACUGCGCCCUACUCUGUUUCCAAAUCGAAAAACGGCGAGCUGCAUCAACCUCCCCCCAGAGUGUCGAAUGGUCGGGCCAAAACGGUACCCGUACGACGUGUAGAAGCUGGCGAGCUUCGCUUGGAACUAUGGGUGGAAGAGGCGCGACAGAAGUUUAAUGAACCAGUGGAUUCCGAACAUCCUCCAUGA
Messenger RNA from Aspergillus viridinutans, 873 nucleotides. RefSeq names its product putative mitotic spindle checkpoint protein (Mad2B). The transcript has a single exon. The record is from RefSeq and is a predicted model, not a curated record. NCBI's taxonomy places the organism in Eukaryota, Fungi, Ascomycota, Eurotiomycetes, Eurotiales, Aspergillaceae. The coding region runs from base 1 to 873 and encodes 290 amino acids. Gene Ontology annotation, cellular component: zeta DNA polymerase complex.